CUAAGACGCUCUCUCACCUCGCAUUACCUGUCCCUGCUCCCUUUGUGAGCAGGCCACCAGGCUGCUUCUUGCACUGACUGUCUUUUACUGUCCUCUCUCCAGGUCCACCUCCAUCCCACAGCCAUGUCCUGCUACGAUCUGUGCCGUCCCUGUGGCCCGACCCCGCUGGCCAACAGCUGCAACGAGCCCUGUGUGCGCCAGUGCCAGGACUCCCGCGUGGUGAUCCAGCCCUCUCCCGUGGUGGUCACCCUGCCCGGACCCAUCCUCAGCUCCUUCCCCCAGAACACCGCUGUGGGCUCCAGCACCUCCGCUGCUGUGGGCAGCAUCUUGAGUGAGGAGGGAGUGCCCAUCUCCUCCGGUGGCUUUGGCAUCUCUGGCCUGGGCAGCCGCUUCUCUGGCAGGAGGUACCUGCCCUGCUAAGAUGUGGUGGACGUCCCAUGAGCCCAU
Messenger RNA from Meleagris gallopavo (turkey), 447 nucleotides. NCBI's taxonomy places the organism in Eukaryota, Metazoa, Chordata, Aves, Galliformes, Phasianidae. The record is from RefSeq and is a predicted model, not a curated record.